GCACGCGGAAUGGGUCCUCCGAGGUCUGCUGUCGCGAGUCCCCACACUUUGCGACUAAUGGAGAGCGGAAAGUUCUUUCCUCUCUACUGUAGCAGUUUGUUCCCUGGUGUCGACUGUGCUCAGCAGCGAGUUGGAGAGUAGAGAAAAGGCAGGAUAAUCAGCAUUUGAGGGUCAGAGAAGAAAAGAAAACGCAGUUAAUUCUAGAAGGUUUUCUGUCUGCCCGUGACCUAGGUGACUCUGUCCUGAAGACCUAUGGAGCCUGCUACUUCCCUGCAUUCUUGCCCGCUAGCCUCCCUUCUCUUCUUCUUGGUCCUCAGCCUGUUUGUGCUGGUCUCAGCCCAGUUUAAUGUCAUAGGACCAGCUGAGCCCAUCCUGGCCAUGGUAGGAGAGAAUAUCACACUACACUGCUACCUGUCACCAGAGAGAAAUGCAGAAGACAUGGAGGUACGGUGGUUCCGGUGGCGUUUCUCCCCAGCAGUGCUGGUGUACAGAGGCCAUCAAGAGAGACCAGAGGAGCAGAUGGUGGCAUACCAAGGAAGAACCACCUUCAUGAGCACAGACAUCAGCAAGGGGAGAGUUGCACUCAUUAUCCACAAUGUCACAGCCUAUGACAAUGGCAUCUACUGUUGUUACUUCCAGGAAGGCAGGUCCUAUGACCAGGCAAGCAUGAGGCUCACGGUGGCGAGCCUUGGCUCUGAGCCGCUUAUUAAAAUGAAGUCUCUUGAGGAUGGGAGCAUCUUGCUAGAGUGCACAUCUGAAGGGUGGUACCCAGAGCCCCGUGCUGUGUGGAGAGACCCCUAUGAUGAAGUUGUACCUGCCCUGGAGGAAGAGUAUACAGCUGACAGAGAAGGCCUCUUCACCGUCUCCAUGACUAUAAUCAUCAGGGACUGUUCUGUGAGGAACAUGACCUGCUCUGUCAACAACACUCUGCUCAGCCAGGAGAUGGAAAGUGUGAUUCUCAUUCCAGAAUCCUUCGUGCCCAGCCUUCUUCCUCUCUGGAUGGUGGCCAUGGCUGUCACUCUGCCUAUAGUAAUGCUACUCUUCCUCACAUCUGGAAGCAUCUGUCUUGUCAAGAAACACCGCAGGAAGAAAUCGAUCCUGUCAGCUGAAAAAGAAGCCAAAUAUAAAGAAAAGGAAACUGCACGGCAACUUCAUGAGGAACUGUGUUGGAGACGAACCCUCUUACAUGCUGCUGAUGUGGUUCUGGACCCAGAUACAGCUCAUCCUGAGCUCUUCCUGUCAGAUGACCAGAGAAGUGUAAUAAGAGGCCCUUCGAGGCAGAGUGUGCCUGACAACCCUGAGAGAUUUGACUGCCGUCCAUGUGUCCUGGGCAGGGAAAGCUUCUCCUCAGGGAAGCAUUACUGGGAGGUGGAGGUGGAAAAUGUGAUGGUGUGGGCCAUUGGUGUUUGUAGAGACAGUGUUGAAAGGAAAGGGGAGGCCCUAUUGGUUCCUCAGAAUGGCUUCUGGACCCUGGAGAUGUUUGGAAGCCAGUAUCGAGCCCUGUCUUCACCAGAAAAGAUCAUACCUCUGAAAGAACGUCUUCACCGAGUGGCCGUCUUCCUGGACUGUGAGGGUGGAGAUAUUUCUUUCUACAACAUGAGAGACAGAUCACACAUCUACACAUGUCCUCCUGUGACCUUCACUGGGCCCCUGAGACCCUUCUUUAGGCUGGGUUCUGAUGACAGUCCCCUGUUCAUCUGUCCAGCAUUCACAGGGGCACAGGGAGUUAAAAUACCUGAGAGUGGCCUGUUCCUAUAUAGAACAAGACCAGUUUCUCAGAGCCUUGUAAAGAAGCCAUAGCUCUCAGCACAGUAUCAUCGGGUAGAGACCAGAUCCUGUGUCCUUCAGGUCACGUGGAGCAUCUUCCAGCUGCUGCCUUCACACAUACUUCAGGCCCAUGCCUCAGGUCACUGCAUCAUUCCUUCUAACUAUGGGCCUAGGUAGGCCCAGUCUUUGGGGACUGUGAUACAGCUCUCUCCUGAGAAGAGAGUGUGAGAAGGGGAGAGGAAGAAAACCUGGAGCUUCAACAUGAUGCUCUGGCCACAGUGGAUGUUGGGCAAAGGCAAUAGGGUGCGUCAGGAUGUAAGAGGAGAGAACUGCAGAGGAAGGAGACAGAUAAAUACAAAUUGAGGCCAAAGAUGGAGGAAGUAUACUGGAGAACUCUGAGGUAAGCCCUAUAUGACAGCUGUGGGUAGGUAGGAGCUCAUAGUCCAUUGAUAUCCAAAUCCAAAGAUUUAAAUAUCACAUAUUAUGUCUGGAGUGUGUAUCUGUAGACCCACACAUGAGAGGAAAUAAUCAUAGGGAUGAUCUGGAUGUAAGCUGGCUCAGGCGUCCCUACAAUAAACACUCACUUCUGAGUUCC
Molecule: messenger RNA, 2362 nt
Organism: Arvicanthis niloticus (Nile rat)
Lineage: Eukaryota; Metazoa; Chordata; Mammalia; Rodentia; Muridae
Product: butyrophilin subfamily 2 member A2
Biological process (GO): regulation of cytokine production; T cell receptor signaling pathway
Cellular component (GO): external side of plasma membrane
Molecular function (GO): signaling receptor binding
Source: RefSeq, a predicted model, not a curated record